Malania oleifera is the source of this 2653-nucleotide messenger RNA. Its product is annotated as DEAD-box ATP-dependent RNA helicase 50. The record is from RefSeq and is a predicted model, not a curated record. Gene Ontology annotation, molecular function: ATP binding; RNA helicase activity; nucleic acid binding. NCBI's taxonomy places the organism in Eukaryota, Viridiplantae, Streptophyta, Magnoliopsida, Santalales, Ximeniaceae. Bases 200 to 2302 code for a protein of 700 amino acids. The transcript is spliced from 8 exons.
ACAUUUAGAAAAGUUGGGGACCAAAUCGGACCCAAUCCUUAUCGGCGCCGUACUAGAACAGUGGACACCAUUGGUAGCGCGCCAGCAGAAUCUCUCUAUUCUUGUUUUCAUUUCUCGGUGGCCGGCGAAGUCUGCUAUUUUUCGUCUCUGCAAAGUCUAGCGAAUUGAAGCAGCGCGUUUUCUCUAAUAAAUAGGAGAUAUGCUCGCCAUAGCUCCUUCAAACUUUAAAUUUAGCGGGAAGGUACCCUGCGCGUUUCCCCUGUUCGAGGACUUCACCUCUUGCUUUUGCUCGUCUGGACAUGGAAAAGAAUGCCGCAGUCGGCGGCGCGCCUUCAUGAGGCAGAGCAGUAUGAAAUGGCCCAAGGCUAGGGCUGCGGUUGUGGUGUCCGCGGGAUAUACACGAACGCCCAUGGGAACUGCUGGGGCUUAUCAAAUUAUUGACUCCGACACCGGGGAAAAGUUCAUUAUUUGGGGUGGAAUUGGCGAAGGCGAUGACUCUCGGAUUCCUCCCAAGGAGGUUCUUUCUUGGAAACCCAACGACAACGAAAGCAUCAGUGGUGGGACUGACACAAUCGGAGUUUCCGCAGGCAUAAAUCCUGUGACAGCAGUUGCAAAUGGUGAUUCUCAAGCACGUGCAACGAGGCCAGCUCAAAAUUUUGGAAGAUUGAAAGCCCAUAGGGUUAAAGCUCUGGUAAAAAAGGCUUCUUCCACAAAGCAAGUCAUCAACCAACACGAUCAUCACAAACAACUUGUUGAUGACACAUCUUUCUGUGGAUCUGUUAGUUCCCCUCCUGAUCCUGCAAUCAUAGGGGGAAAGAACAAAGAUGCUAUGAGACAUGAAGGAAGUGUUUCAAUAGCUACCAAAACACAAGAAACCGGAGAAGCUAUGCAAAUUAGACCCUCACAAUCUCACAAGCCUAACAUUGAAGUAUCUGCACCUGAUCAUUCAGGUUCAAGAGUCUCUGUUACUCCCUCCAAAGGAUGGGGCAACGUGGAAUUUGUACACGGAAGCAAAUUUAAACCACCGAACCUUCUAAAGCAACAGCGGUUGCGGUCAUUUAGCAGUGAUUUUUUCAGUCAGAAAACCUUCAAGGUGCUGGGAUGCAGUGACAAUAUGAUUGAGUCUCUGAGAGAACAGUUGUUCCUUCGUCCUUCGCAUAUUCAGGCAAUGGCGUUUGCUCCUGUGGCUGAGGGAAGAAGCUGUAUUAUAGCUGAUCAGAGUGGAUCAGGAAAGACAUUGGCUUAUCUUGUCCCAGUAAUUCAGCGUCUUAGGCAAGAAGAGCUCCAAGGACUAAGCAAAUCCUUUUCAAAAUGUCCUCGAGUUGUCAUAUUGGUACCAACUGCUGAGUUAGCUUGUCAGGUUUUAAAUAAUUGUCGAUCGAUGUCAAAAUUUGGGGUUCCAUUCCGAUCUAUGGUUGCAACCGGUGGUUUUCGACAAAGGACUCAAUUGGAAAAUCUUGAGCAAGAUGUAGAUGUUCUAAUAGCAACACCUGGUCGUUUAAUGUUCCUAAUCAAUGAAGGCUUCUUGCAGUUUACAAACCUUAGAUGUGCUGUCUUGGAUGAGGUAGAUGUACUCUUUAGAGAUGCAGAUUUUGAACUAGCGCUACAGAAGUUACUUAACGCUUCACCUGUUAGUACGCAAUAUAUCUUUGUAACUGCGACUUUACCAAUAGAGGUGUUCAACAAGGUAGUUGAAGUUUUUCCUGAUUGUGAAGCAAUUAUGGGACCUGGUAUGCAUCGUAUAAGCCCUCGGCUUGAAGAGGUUCUUGUAGACUGCAGUGGAGAUGAUGAAGCAGAAAAAUCUCCAGCUACAGCAUUUCUUAAUAAGAAAUCGGCUCUUCUACGGCUUGUGGAGGAAACUCAAGUUUCCAAAACAAUUGUCUUCUGCAACAAGAUUGAGACAUGCAGAAAAGUUGAAAAUGCAUUGAAGCGCUUUGAUAGGAGAGGAGAUUUUAUGCAAGUUUUACCAUUUCAUGCUGCUUUGGCACCAGAACUACGACUUGCAAAUAUGAAAUCGUUCCUCAAUUCUCAACCUGAAGAAGCAUCUCUGUUUUUGGUUUGCACUGACAGAGCAUCAAGGGGGAUUGACUUUGCCAAUGUGGAUCGAGUUGUACUCUUUGACUUCCCUCGGGAUCCAAGUGAGUAUGUACGUCGGGUUGGUAGAACUGCAAGAGGUGCCAGUGGAAGGGGAAAAGCGUUCAUCUUUGUUGUUGGCAAGCAGGUUUCACUUGCCCGGAGAAUAAUGGAAAGAAACAAGAAAGGCCACCCGUUGCAUGAUGUGCCCAAUAUGCAAAUAACCUGAUGAGUUAGAACUGCGUUAUAUAUGAGGAAAGUAACCUCUUCUGGCAGUUCUAAAGUUCAACGCUUCUAUAUUGGAUAUUAUCGACCAGGCAGCAAAUAUCUGCAAGCAGCAUAAUGUUUAAUGCAUUGCGGGAAUUUUUGGAAUACUGUUGUCCUACCCUACCCUCUGUAAUAUGCUGUUUAUAUGUAUUUGAUUAGAAAAAUCUCUAGUUUUUGAAUUGAAGAUAAAUAUUCAGUUGUGUAGAAGUCUGUCACACAUUUCAAUAGUUAUUUAUUUGAUUAAAUUAGUGUUGCCGAUAUUACAUUAUUUGCAAAAUUUAAUUUGAUAUUUAUAAAUUCUCUGUUUGGCCUA